AUGAGUUGGAACUUGUUGGAGCGCUUUAUCGAGUCGGAUCAUUUCAACGAGGAUCCCUCGCUCAGCGUCGCCUACCUGUCUCGAUAUGCCGACCACGUCGGCAUCCACUAUGUGCUCUGCUCGAAGCUGCGCCGCUUCUCCUACGACGAGAUCGAGUUCUUCCUGCCCCAGCUAUGCCAUCUCCUCAUCUCCGUCGACAACGAGUCGAUGGCCCUUGAAGAAUUCAUCAUAGAUCUGUGCGAGGAAUCAGUCAAUGCCGCCCUGCUUACCUUCUGGCUGUUCCAGACCUAUCUCCACGAUCUCGCCGGCAACCCGCAAUCCAACGCCUUCAAGACAUGUCGUCGUCUGUACAACAAGGUUCAGCGCAUCGUCUUCGGCGCCUCGGAGCCCGCCAACCGCGAGCGCAUAAGGGGCAAUGUGCUGCCCGUCACCGUUCUUUCGAGUCUCAUCCUUGCCAGCGUCGCCGCCCCGUUCCUUCCCCGCCAUGCUGGCCCAUUGGCCGUCGCCCAGGCCCGCAAACCGAGAGUGACGACCGAGACCAUAUCAGACGCCUCCCAGACUCAGACUCAGAAGGUGGCUCGUAGCAACACCGUGGCAGGCGCUUCGCCCCGCCCACGGAAGCCAAGGCCGCAGUCUGUCGUCCUGGAGCCUACCGAGCCCGAAUCCCCCAUGUCGCCCAAGCGCCACUCGACCGUGCCUGCCCUGGAGAUCCAGUCGAGCCCGUCAAGGCAAAGCCCGAAGACGCCGCGAGCUGCCUCGGCCGCCCACCGGCCCUCCCUUCUCAACGUCGCGAAAGAAGCACGCAUGAGCUCCUCGUCUCUGCCUGAUUUUCGCAGUUCUAGCGUCUCUCCGAUCCCGGACCCCCCGCCAACCGCCGGCCUUCCGCCGCGUCCAAGUGAGCUUGCGCCGCGCCGCGAACCCCGUGCCCCCCGACCCCUCAGUCCGAGCGCCCUCUCUCGAUCGCAGAAGAUCCGAAUCUUGCGCUCCAACUAUUUCCGGAGUCAAACUCAGUUCUUGAGUGCGCUGGAGGAUAUUUCGAACAGAUUGGUCAUUGUUCCGAAGCCUGCACGCCUCAGUGCGCUGCGCGCCGAGCUGGCGUUGAUAGCUCAAGACCUCCCUGCCGAGGUCGACAUCCCCAUCAUCUGUCCCCCAACUCUGAAGGAUGGAGCUGCAGCCCACAGCCAACACCAUAGGAUCGUCCGUCUCAAUCCGGCAGAGGCUACCAGCCUGAACAGCGCAGAGCGUGUUCCGUAUCUUCUGAUGGUGGAGGUGCUUCGAGAAGACUUUGAUUUUGAUCCCGACACGGAAGCCAAUCAAACAUUGCUCACCCGGCUGCUCGCCGAAAAGGGAAUCAACAAGCGCCGCUUGUUCGAUCUUUCGGACUCGUCACGGCAGGCGAUCAUUCCGGACAAACCGCCUGACCCGGGUGUUGACAGCGUGUUCGAGCCAACCGAUGGCGACCUUGGAAGCAAGGAUCUCCUCAUCAAGGAUCCUGCCGAAGAGGAGCUUGCGAACGGCAUGGCGAAGACGGCAUUGGCGGGUAACGGAUACAGCAGUGGCGUCAGAGUCAACCCUGCACGAUCGUCAAGCGGUGCGCACACGCUGUCUUCGGUGGGCACGGCGUCAACCCCUCGAUCGUCCGACAUGGAGACCAGCCGGACUAGCAGCCCGGUCCCGCGUAAGAUGACCUUGCCGAUGCCCAAUCGGGCGCAGGGCCCGGAUCAACCGGAUUUCUCUGCCCUGGCCACGCACAUGCGCACUGCGGCACAGAUGCUCGCGCAGCUAGAGGCUAGUGGGUCGAAGCGGCCGAAAACGGAAGUCGCCUCGAUCAAGUCGAAAAUCAUCGCAAGCAUGCAGAGCCUGGAGGAACAAAGCUUCUAUAUGGAUGAGACACCCACGUUCGACAGCAUCAUGGCCGAGCCCAAGGCGCAACCGUUGACGGCCGAACCAGAGGACCUUGAGGACGCAGCUGCGGAUCCGAACGCGAGCAACAGUGCUGGUGCGGCACGAAUGGAAAACGACUCCAAGACGGGAGGCAUCCAGCGCAAGGGCGAUCGCGAUGACCCGAGCGCUGCAACGUUUGGCGAGGAGUGGAAGGCCAAGAAGGAACGCAUUAGGCGGUCUUCGCCUUACGGAUGGAUGCAGAACUGGGAUCUCAUCAGCGUAAUUGUCAAGACUGGUGCCGAUCUUCGCCAAGAAGCGUUUGCCUGCCAGCUUAUCCAAGUGUGCAGCAAGAUUUGGCAAGAUGCCGAGGUGCCCGUGUGGGUGAAAAGCAUGCGCAUCUUGGUGACGGGCGAGUCGUCGGGUCUCAUCGAGACAAUCACCAAUGGCGUCUCACUGCACUCGCUCAAGCGCAGCUUGACCCUUGCUAGUAUUGCUGCAGGCACCAACCCCCGCAAGCGCAUUGCCACGCUACGGGACCAUUUCGUACGGACGUUUGGCGAACCAGACAACGAGGUUCACGUUGCAGCAGUGGAUGCGUUUGCUCGCUCACUUGCAGCGUACAGCAUCGUAUGCUACGUGUUGCAGCUCAAGGACAGACACAACGGCAAUCUUCUCAUCGACAACCAAGGCCACAUCGUCCACAUCGAUUUCGGCUUCAUGCUGUCCAACAGUCCGGGCAGCAUGGGGUUCGAGGCUGCGCCGUUCAAGCUAACGCAGGAGUACGUGGACGUGCUCGGUGGCGUGGGAAGCCCGGGCUUUAACCUCUUCAAGAGCCUCUGCAAGCAAGCCUUCCAGGCGCUUCGGAAGGAUGCUGAGAGGAUCGUGAUGCUGGUGGAGAUGAUGGGCAAGGCCAGCCAGAUGCCGUGCUUCGCGGCGGGUACGCAGCAAGCCGUGGCAGCGCUGCGGUCAAGGUUCAUGCUGCAGCUGAGCAAAGAGGAGGCAGAGUUCUUUGUGGAUGAUCUCAUCGCGAAGAGUAUUGGAAGCUACUACACGAGGCUAUAUGACACUUUCCAGUACCGUACGCAAGGCAUUUACUGA
Molecule: messenger RNA, 2982 nt
Organism: Diplodia corticola
Lineage: Eukaryota; Fungi; Ascomycota; Dothideomycetes; Botryosphaeriales; Botryosphaeriaceae
Product: phosphatidylinositol 3
Exons: 4
Coding region: 1-2982 (993 amino acids)
Biological process (GO): phosphatidylinositol phosphate biosynthetic process; phosphatidylinositol-mediated signaling
Cellular component (GO): cytoplasm; membrane
Molecular function (GO): 1-phosphatidylinositol 4-kinase activity
Source: RefSeq, a predicted model, not a curated record